AUGGACAACAACAGCGCGCAGGACGGCCCGGCACCAGACUCAAAUCCUCGGGCGCUCGCAAUGUUUCCAGGGAAGGGUUUAGCGACAAAGAACGUGCGGUGCGGCGAGGCGACGGCUGGCACUGGUUUUGUGUUGCUUAUCGCAGAGGGCAAAGGCCGAAAGCUCGCUCGUAGCAAUUGGGGGUUUACAAAUGCAGAGAAGCACGCCUCCGCCUGCGCCGCGCACUCGAACUCGACCGCAGGUGGGCUGGCUGGUUUCCAGGCUGGCGGUUCGGCCCAAACAGAGAAUGGACGGCUCCAUGUCGACGAUGGACAGGACAGACUCCUCCCGUUGCCUGUCUGUUUCGGCUCCGAUAUCAGCCAUGGCCUCAUCAGCACACUCGCGGAAGUGCACACAGCAUGGGCAUACAGGGCAUGCCAUGCGCGGGCGCAAGAGAGAGCUCGGAUUUCUUCCGCCAGCGCGCACAUGGUCUUUGAAAGACUGGAUACCGUACACAUGACCGAAGGCAACAACAUCAAGAGGUCCAAAACGCGCAAGACAUCAAUCAAGAUUCCCGAUGCGAAAAGCAAUGAAGGAAUUUUCCGGACCUCGCCCAGGCGCGCUAUAGUAACACAUGCUGUCAGUACACAAUGUACUGUGUAUGGGACCCGGCAGCGUGGCAAGGGUGCCCGGCACGCCGAUCCCUCACGCAGCAGCUUCGUUCCAGGCCCUGCCUGGCGCGCCCCUCCCCAGCCGGCGUCUUGUCUCUGGGCCCUGGUAGUGGUCAACACUAGGCCCAGAUGGGCCAUGGCUCAUCGGCACCCUUCGGGGUCUGGACCCCCCCCCAUCUCUGGCUGUCGUCGAACCGGUGCUGCUCUCUUUGAGUCUUUUUCUGCCCUCGGCCGACGAUUUUUCUGCCCAGCCUCCCAAGGAAAGAUUGCUGCUGCCCGCCCUAGUAGCCGACCUGCUGGGACGCCACGCCAAUGUACCCACGAAAACAGACAGACUCUGUGCACCAACUUCGUACCUACACUGCCAGACUGUUGUUCUCUCUCGCCGCCCGAUGCCGAACCGGAGAGCCUCUUCUUUGACGGUGAGUCGUAUCUGCGCUGCAUCGAUGACGCUCAAGGCAAAUGA
Molecule: messenger RNA, 1116 nt
Organism: Colletotrichum higginsianum IMI 349063
Lineage: Eukaryota; Fungi; Ascomycota; Sordariomycetes; Glomerellales; Glomerellaceae
Exons: 6
Coding region: 1-1116 (371 amino acids)
Source: RefSeq, a predicted model, not a curated record